AGAAGAGAGAAAGAUGGCCCAACAAGCACAAGACGACACGCUCGCUCCCCUAUAAAAAUCCCACCAAGAAAGGAGGGAGUCGAUUCGUUCACCGUGGUCAGAAGAAUUUCAUUGCCCGAGCAGCCCCCAUCUGGCGUUUCCUUCGCGGGCACGCGAGGUUGACGCUGUCCCGCCAUCCGGACCGACGACGUCGUUUCUCCUUUGCCUCGUCGUCGUCGUCUUUCUUGAUUCCCCUUCUCCCAGUUCCCUGGAGCGACGCCGCGGAGCGAGCGAGCGAUUCGUUCCAUGCCGGGGACGAAAGCGAGUUGAGCUUCUUGGAUUGAUGGGUCUUUUUUUGUAACGAACUCGCGUCAGCUGUUGAAGACACCCGAGAUCACCGUAUAAUUAGGAAACCUCAGCUUCCAAGACCGGCUACUUUGACUCGCGAGGUCGAUUCCUUCCGAAGAUCAAAGCGCCGUCUUCGAAUUGAAGAAACUUCCCAGCUCGCCUUCUUGGACUUGUACAUUAUUAUAAAGCCAGGAAAGAAAAAGGAAAAGGAAAAAGAAAAGUAUGGGCGCUUUAAAAGUCCGUGGCUUGACGGAGUUGGUUUAGGGAGUAGGUUGUUCUCAUGGCUAUUGAAUUGACAGAAGCUGGAGCAGGUGGUGGUGGAGGAGGGGGAGAGGCCGCGGUCAACGGCCGCGUGGAGGCAGGCGGCGGUGGCGGCGUCGGCGCGGAGAAGAUGAGCCCUGCGGCCCGUCUGUUCCACGCCCCGAGGUUCAACUGUUACAUACUCGCGAUCAUGGGUUGCAAGACGAGGAUCAAUCCGGGCGUGGUCAAAGCAGGGCUUGAGGAGACUCUGCUCAAGUUCCCUCGUUUCUCCAGUAAAAUGGUGGGAGAUGUAAAGAGAAGUGGAAAGAUGAAGUGGGUUCAGACGAAGGUGAACUUAGAUGAGCAUGUUAUUGUUCCCGAUGUGGACCCGGACAUGGACUCGCCGGACCGAUUUGUGGAGGACUACAUUUCCUAUCUAACCAAGACACCUCUGGACAUGUCCAGACCGCUGUGGGAGCUUCAUCUCCUGAAUGUGAAGACUUCAGAUGCUGAGGCUGUUGGGAUUUUCCGGAUCCACCACUCGAUGGGUGACGGCGCCUCGCUAAUGUCUCUGCUCCUGGCUUGUACCCGGAAAACGGCUGACCCAGAAGCACUACCUACUAUUCCUGGAAAGAAACGUGCGGGAACAGAUAAUUCGGGCGGGUUCUGGUGGUUCUUCUUGGCCUUGUGGUCAAUGUUCCGGUUGAUGUGGAACACAUUUGUAGACUUCAUGGUUUUUGUGGCAACAUUUUUUUUCCUGAAAGAUACGGAGAGCCUGGUUAAAGGUGGACCCGGGGUUGCGAAAGCUACUAAGAGAUUUGUGCACCGGACAGUCAGUUUGGAUGACAUAAAACUCAUAAAAAAUGCACUGAAUAUGACCAUCAAUGAUGUUGUGCUGGGAGUGACAGAAGCUGGACUAUCUCGGUAUCUGAAUCGAAGAUAUGAAGGUGUGAGUGGAAAAGACCAAAAAUCCAAGAAGAAGAAAUCAAAUAUUCCAAAAAAGAUGCACCUUAGGGCUACUGUUCUCAUAAACAUAAGACCAACUGCGGGAAUCCAGGCUUUGAGCGAUAUGAUGGCCAGAAAGUCCAAGGCAAAGUGGGGAAAUUGGAUUGGAUACAUUCUCAUUCCCUUCAACAUUGGUAUAGAAGAUGAUCCAUUAGAGUAUGUUCGCAAAGCUAAAGCAACGAUAGAUCGCAAGAAGCUCUCACUGGAAGCUAUAAUAACAUUCGGAUGUGCGGAACUUGUACUAAAGCUAUUUGGUGUCAAGAUGGCGUCUGCAAUUGCACACAGAAUCCUUUCCCAUGCUACUCUGGCCUUCUCUAACGUGGUCGGUCCACAAGAAGAGAUCAGCUUCUAUGGCCAUCCAAUGGCCUACCUUGCUCCAAGUGUUUACGGCCAUCCACAUGCAUUGACAAUACACUUCCAAAGCUAUGUCAACAAGAUGACCAUUGUAAUAGCAGUUGACCCAGAGGUGAUUCCCGAUCCUCACCAGCUCUGCGACGAUCUAGAAGAGUCUUUGAAGACCAUGAAGGCUGCUGUCUCAGAAAAAGAGCUUGCCACUGUUGUUCCCAUAGUAUGAACACCUUGUUCUAUGAAGAGUAUUCAUUUUGUCCACUAAUAUUUGGCCAAGGAUUUAUCCUUCAGGUGCGAGAGGAGCGAGAAAGAGAGGUGAAAAAAGGUAGGGAGGAACUGAGUGAAUUCUUUGAUUUUAGCUACAUAUUCUUUCUUUGCCUGAAAGAGCAGCAGGCAGAGGUGAGACAGGCAAGGAAGUACCGGAGAUUGGUAUUGCUAGGUCUUGACUGUUGCAAACACUUGCCACAUAUUGUUUUUGGGCACGUACCAACAUGUUCUUCACUGUAUUUCUCUGAGAAAUGACAUGAUACCAUGCAAAGUGAACCAUGAUAUGUAAUAUGUAUUCAUCCAUUUUUUCCUCGAUUAA
This is a messenger RNA of Rhodamnia argentea, 2506 nucleotides long. RefSeq names its product wax ester synthase/diacylglycerol acyltransferase 11-like. Lineage: Eukaryota; Viridiplantae; Streptophyta; Magnoliopsida; Myrtales; Myrtaceae. Gene Ontology annotation, biological process: triglyceride biosynthetic process. The transcript has 7 exons. Gene Ontology annotation, molecular function: long-chain-alcohol O-fatty-acyltransferase activity; diacylglycerol O-acyltransferase activity. Gene Ontology annotation, cellular component: plasma membrane. The record is from RefSeq and is a predicted model, not a curated record. The coding region runs from base 608 to 2146 and encodes 512 amino acids.